Molecule: messenger RNA, 1665 nt
Organism: Serendipita indica DSM 11827
Lineage: Eukaryota; Fungi; Basidiomycota; Agaricomycetes; Sebacinales; Serendipitaceae
Source: the annotation of a GenBank genome assembly
AUGGCCUCUGAUCAUCAAAACUAUGGCACAUUGGCGACGGGGGGUUCUAACGGCACCAAAUCCCUAUCAAAGUUGCAAGACACGGAAAGUUCCCGAGAGGAAGAUGGGAGUUUGCACUCGCAGCUCGAUGACGAGCACACAAGAUUACGAAGAGAGCUCUCUGCACGCCAAGUCUCCAUGAUUGCCAUUGGAGGUGCGAUUGGAACAGGUCUCUUUCUUGGUACGGGACGGUCUCUGGCCGCAGCGGGUCCUGGCACUAUGAUCAUCUGUUACUCCAUCACUGGCUUUAUUGUCUACAUCACUCUUCUACUAUUAGGAGAGAUGGCAACGCAAUAUCCCGUAGCUGGGAGCUUCACAUCAUAUGCAACACGCUUUGUUGAUGAUGCUUUUGGCUUUGCUUUGACAUGGAACUAUUGGUUCAAUGAUGCAGUAUCAGUCGCCUCGGACCUUACUGCUGCACAGCUCGUUGUUGGUUUCUGGGAUUCCAAGAUUCCAGGAUGGGCCCUGUCCUUGUUGAUUCUCUUCUUCCUUCUCGGAGCCAAUGCUAUACACGUCAAGGUAUAUGGUGAACUCGAGUACUGGCUCUCUUCGAUCAAGAUUGUCACCAUUAUUGUCUUUAUCAUUACCGGAGCUAUCGUCAACACUGGCAUUAACCGCGAACAUCAAUACAUCGGAUGGGUCAACUGGACGAUAGGAGAUGCGCCAUUUGUAGGGGGGAUUGAAGGGUGGGCUACCGUUUUUGUGACCUCUGCAAUGUCGUAUGGAGGCACUGAAUCAUUGGCAAUCACGGCGGGCGAGACGAGAGACCCGACCCGGACUGUACCAAGGACUGUUCGUUUGGUAAUUUUGAUAUUCUACCUCUUGACCUGCUUCAUCAUCGGACUCAACGUGCCAUACACAUACCCUAAUCUGUCAAAUAAAUCGACCACGACAUCUCCAUUCACCAUCAUAUUCUCAAUGGCGGGCUCGAACAUUGCGGCAUCCGCUAUGAAUACCGUCAUAUUAACCUCGGUUCUCUCAGCGGGCAAUCACGCAUUGUUCGCUGGGACUCGAAUUCUUUAUUCGCUCGCCAAAUCAUCACAAGCACCCCGCGUCUUUGCACGCACGAGUCUGCGUGGAGUACCAUGGCUAGCAUUAGUCGCAACUGGCUCUGGUUCUGCACUUUGCUUUGCAUCGUCAUAUGUUGGCAGUGGGCAACUGUGGUAUUGGCUGCAAAACCUAGUCGGUGUCUCAAACCAGUUAGCUUGGCUGUCGAUUGGACUGGCCAGCUUGCGUUUUAGGAGAGCAUGGACUUUGCAAGGCAAUUCCUUGGACGACUUGCUCUGGCACCCAAAAUGGACGAGGUUCUGGGGUCCACCUUUCGUCAUCUUUGCCGUUGUUGCUAUUUGGGGAGUUCAAACCUACAGCGCCGUUGCGCCUCACUUUGGCAUAGUAGACUUUCUCUCUCUAUACCUCCAAUUACCGGUAUUCCUUGUCCUAUUCGCGGGCUGGAAACUCUUCCGGCGGUCAAAGUUCGUUGACUUGAAGACUGUGGAUUUAGCAGCCGACGUCUACAUUCCCGAUGAGGAAACGCGUGCCGCCCUUGAUGCAGCAGAAGAAUUGAGAAACGAGCGACUUCAAGGAUGGAGGGGAAUAGGAUGGAGACUAUAUUACUGGAUCGCAUAG